Molecule: messenger RNA, 480 nt
Organism: Dibothriocephalus latus
Lineage: Eukaryota; Metazoa; Platyhelminthes; Cestoda; Diphyllobothriidea; Diphyllobothriidae
Source: the annotation of a GenBank genome assembly
CCGACUCCCGCUGAAGGUCACAUCGAUGUGCACUCCUUCAUCUGCUCUCUUGUGGAGCAGUAUACACUGGCCAAACAACGAGGUGCCCAGAAAAGAGGUGGCCAAGAAAAUAUAAUGGCUUCGUUGAGUAAGGAUGAAACUAAAUCGAUUUCGAGUUCUAUUCUCGCACACCGAGUCGAUCCCAACGAAGUUUUUCAGGUUGUCUACGGAACACCAGCCAGCAAAAGCCGAGACAGCGGCUAUACGGCUAGCGAAUCCAGUAUUCUGCUGUCAGGUGGCGCUAAUACAGACGGUCUCUUCCGUGGCCGACGCCGACGUCAGGUGGUGAUCGCAUGUCGUCCCUACCUCCUGGUGACAGUUGUUCACUCCGUGCACGUGACGGUGAGUUUCACUCUGCUUUCUCAAACCAUGAUCACCACUCACAGUCCAAACCUAUUCUUCCCCCUUCGCCAGUCUAAUGAAACCAGCCAACUUAUGUAA